Messenger RNA from Vombatus ursinus (common wombat), 979 nucleotides. It is a transcript of the gene BCAS2, whose product is annotated as BCAS2, pre-mRNA processing factor. Gene Ontology annotation, biological process: mRNA processing. The coding region runs from base 38 to 715 and encodes 225 amino acids. Gene Ontology annotation, cellular component: precatalytic spliceosome; Prp19 complex; catalytic step 2 spliceosome. NCBI's taxonomy places the organism in Eukaryota, Metazoa, Chordata, Mammalia, Diprotodontia, Vombatidae. The record is from RefSeq and is a predicted model, not a curated record. The transcript has 7 exons.
CGCGGAGGCGUGUGCCGCGAGAGGCUGAGGAAGCGGGAUGGCGGGUACCGGGCUCGUGGCUGGCGAGGCGGUGGUGGACGCCCUGCCGUACUUCGAUCAGGGUUACGAAGCACCUGGCGUGCGGGAGGCGGCUGCUGCUUUGGUAGAGGAGGAAACUCGUCGGUACCGGCCAACCAAGAACUAUCUGAGUUACCUGCCUGCUCCGGAUUACUCAGCCUUUGAGACUGACAUUAUGAGAAAUGAAUUUGAAAGAUUGGCUGCCCGACAACCAAUUGAAUUGCUUAGCAUGAAACGAUAUGAGCUUCCAGCUCCCUCCUCUGGGCAGAAAAAUGAUAUCACUGCAUGGCAGGAAUGUGUAAACAAUUCAAUGGCCCAACUGGAGCAUCAGGCAGUGCGCAUUGAAAACCUGGAGUUGAUGUCACAACAUGGUUGCAAUGCCUGGAAAGUAUAUAAUGAAAAUCUAGUUCAUAUGAUUGAACAAGCCCAGAAGGAGCUGCAAAAGUUAAGAAAACAUAUUCAAGACUUAAACUGGCAGAGGAAGAACAUGCAACUCACGGCUGGGUCUAAAUUACGAGAAAUGGAGUCAACUUGGGUCUCUCUCGUCAGUAAAAAUUAUGAGAUUGAACGGACUAUUGUACAGCUAGAAAACGAAAUCUUCCAAAUCAAGCAACAGCAUGGGGAGGCAAACAAAGAAAACAUCCAGCAGGAUUUCUGAAAAAAUGGACUUUUGGGAAGGGAGAGAAGGGCAUCUUAGGAAUCUCAAGGCAUCAGGAAGUUGAAUGAUCCUCAGAUCAUGGUAAGAACCUACUGAGGGAGUGAUAAUGACCUGAAUAGCCUGGCUGAAUGCUUAGGAGUAAGAUGGAAACUUAGGAACUGUGCAGAGUGCAUGAAUUGAUGGUUCUUUGUACUAUAUUUAAUUCUAUUUGUAUAUUUCCUUGACAAAUAAAUUUUUACCUUGAAAAAAUUUUUAUAACUUGAA